AUGGCCUCCAGACCGACUGUCACCGUCCACGGUGCCGAUGGCGCCGCCUCCAAGGACACCCUCACCCUGCCCGCCGUCUUCAAGGCCCCGAUCCGAUCGGACAUUGUCCAGCAGGUGCACACCGGCAUGGCCAAGAAUAAGCGCCAGCCAUACGCCGUGAGCGAGAAGGCCGGCCACCAGACCAGUGCUGAGUCCUGGGGUACUGGUCGCGCCGUCGCACGUAUCCCACGUGUGUCCGGUGGUGGUACUCACCGUGCCGGUCAGGCUGCAUACGGUAACAUGUGCCGUUCUGGUCGCAUGUUCGCACCCACCAAGGUCUGGCGCAAGUGGCACCAGAAGAUCAACCUUGGCCAGAAGCGUUUCGCGACUGCCUCUGCCAUCGCCGCCACCUCGAGCGCCGCCCUCCUUCUCGCCCGUGGCCACCACGUCUCCACCGUCCCAGAGGUCCCACUCGUCGUUUCCUCCUCCGCUUUCGCCGGUGGUGCCAUCAAGAAGACCUCCGCCGCUGUCGGUCUCCUCAAGGCUGUCGGUGCCGAUGCCGAUGUCCAGAAGGUCAAGAACUCCCGCAAGCUCCGCGCAGGAAAGGGCAAGCUCAGGAACCGCCGCCACCAGCAGCGCCGCGGUCCUCUCGUCAUCUACGAGCCAGAGAAGGACGGCAAGGACAUUGUCACUGCUUUCCGCAACAUCGCCGGUGUCGAGACCUGCUCCGUCUACGCACUGAACCUCCUCCAGCUCGCACCAGGUGGUCACCUCGGCCGCUUCGUCAUCUGGACCUCCUCCGCUUUCUCUGCCCUCGACACUGUCUACGGCAGCACCACAACUCCAUCCGAGCUCAAGAAGGACUUCCUCCUCCCAAGCAACGUGGUCUCCCAGCCAGACAUUGCCAAGCUCAUCAACAGCUCCGAAGUGCAGUCUGUGCUCCGACCAGUCAAGGGCGGUGCCGUCAGCAAGCGCACUGUUGUCCAGAAGAAGAACCCACUCAAGAACAAGCAGGUUCUGCUCCGUCUCAACCCAUACGCCAAGGCAUACUCGAAGGAGGGUCUUGGUCACGUCAAGGCGGACGACAAGGUUAUCGAGAAGGAGAAGGCUUUCGAGGCCACUCUUCACGAGAACUAA
This is a messenger RNA of Fulvia fulva, 1116 nucleotides long. Its product is annotated as 60S ribosomal protein L4-B. The transcript is spliced from 3 exons. Gene Ontology annotation, molecular function: structural constituent of ribosome; RNA binding. NCBI's taxonomy places the organism in Eukaryota, Fungi, Ascomycota, Dothideomycetes, Mycosphaerellales, Mycosphaerellaceae. Gene Ontology annotation, cellular component: ribosome; cytosolic large ribosomal subunit. The coding region runs from base 1 to 1116 and encodes 371 amino acids. The record is from RefSeq and is a predicted model, not a curated record. Gene Ontology annotation, biological process: translation.